Messenger RNA from Cryptococcus deneoformans JEC21, 1539 nucleotides. RefSeq names its product transporter, putative. Bases 67 to 1428 code for a protein of 453 amino acids. Lineage: Eukaryota; Fungi; Basidiomycota; Tremellomycetes; Tremellales; Cryptococcaceae. Gene Ontology annotation, cellular component: fungal-type vacuole membrane. The record is from RefSeq and is a predicted model, not a curated record. Gene Ontology annotation, biological process: transmembrane transport. Gene Ontology annotation, molecular function: transmembrane transporter activity. The transcript is spliced from 7 exons.
AUAAAACCGUACAACCUUGCCCUCUGAGCAGCAUCAAGCCCAAGGAAAAGAGUCCAACCAGCCAUCAUGAGUGAUGCUCAAGCCUAUUUCAUUGAGCAGCCGACUGAAGCGGGGCCCAAGAUGAUUGAUCUCAUCGAGAAACAAGCACCAGGAGAUAACCCGGCGGUGGGCGACCAGGAAUUAACGGCGGCGCCUCCCACCUCUUUCCCGCAAGGACCUCCACCCCCUCCGGACGGAGGAUUCCAUGCCUGGGCAACUGUGGCCGGCUCAUUCCUCGCGAUGUUUGUUCAAUUCGGCUUAGCCAACAGUUUCGGUGUAUUCCAAUCGUAUUAUGAGGAGAAUCAGCUUUCAAACUUAUCGUCUUCGAAGAUCAGUUGGAUCGGUGGUCUGCAACAAUUCUUGCUGUUCUUUGGCGGUUUGUUCACCGGAAGGAUCUUUGAUGCUCAUGGAGCCCAUAUCCUUCUGUUACCCGGAUCUCUCAUUCUCACCACCAGUCUCAUGUUAACUUCACUGUGUUACGAUUACUACCAAUUCAUCCUUUGUCAAGGAAUCUUUUUCGGCAUUGGCUCGAGCUUGGUAUUUCAUUCUGGUAUCGCUGUACCUGCCCAAUGGUUCGCCAAACGACGAGCGCUUGCUAUGGGUAUCGCAGUCAGUGGUUCAGGGCUCGGGGGUACCCUAUGGCCGAUUGCUUUGAACAGGAUGUUCAAUGAUAUUGGAUUUGGCUGGACGCUCCGUACAGUUGGGUUCAUCAGCCUCUUCCUCCUUACUCUAUCCAACCUCCUUAUCCGUACCCGCCUUCCACGAAGGAAUCCAGUUCCAUGGAAUGCCUAUUUGCAACACCUCAAAGACAUUCCUUUUGUUCUCUUUGCCUUUUCUGUAGCAUUCGUCUUCUUCGGUUUGUUCACGCCGUUCUUCUAUGUCACCACCAAUGCCGCUCGAGUAGGCACCUCCAGUGCUAUCACUUUUUAUUGUUUGUCAUUCAUCAAUGCCGGAUCGACGAUUGGUCGUUUGCUCGCUGGCGCGGGUGAUUAUAUCGGGAGGAUGAAUCUCGCCAUCUUUUCCUCCCUCGUCUCCGGCAUCCUCCUCCUCGCUUUCUGGAUCCCCCUCUCCACUGCUCCCGCCAUCAUCGGCUUCUCCGUCGUCUAUGGCUUCUUUGCCGGUCUAUUCAUCUCCCUCAUACCAGCGUGUAUCGGACAAAUCUCACAUCAUCACGAGGUUGGACUCCGGCUCGGUCUCGCAUGGGGAAUCGCAUCCGUCUUUGCCCUCUUUGGACCGCCGAUUAGUGGAGCGUUGAUCUCGAAUUAUGGAGGGGGAGCGAAGGGGUAUGAGAUGGCCGGGGUGUUUAGUGGGGUGGUGGUGCUUGCCGGGACCGUAUUUGCGGCUGGUUCGAGAUUUUGUUUGAACAGAGAGGUGUUUGCGGUGAUGUAGAGGCCGGGAAUACGUAUAAAUUUAUAUUUAAUCUAAUGAUGCGCGACAUUUUCGUUUAGAUCAUAGUGGUAUUUAGAAUAGAAAUUAAUAGAGCGAUGUGUGAAUGAUUGG